UUUUAGUGUAAUAAUAACAAUUUUGAUUAAAUAAUAACAAUACUAAUAAUAAUGAUAAUAAUAAUAAUUUCUUUUUUUAGCUUAUCCACAAUGCAAUCGUUUGGUGGUUCAUCCACACACAUUACAUGUUCACAGUUACAAGUCACCAACAUUUUGCGAUUUUUGUGGCGAAUUCUUGUUUGGCCUUGUUAAACAAGGGCUGAAAUGUCAAGGUUGUGGAUUAAACUAUCAUAAACGAUGUGCAUCAAAGAUUCCAAAUAACUGUAGCGGUUCACGGCAACUACGACCAUCUGCUAUCACUCUUUCAUCACGAAGUUCUGUUGGGUAUCAGUCAUCAGUAGCAAAUGUAACUUCAACUUAUUUCAGCUCUUUUUUGUUUAAUUCAUCGUCGCCAACACCGGCAACGUCUGUUACGGUUGAAAAGCCAAUUUCUACAAAGGCCAAUUCUAAUCAGCUAGCAACACCAAAUAUUCUUAUCACACAUACGGAAUCAGAAAUUGGUGACUUUGGUGGCGGAAAUCAAUUGCAAAUGCCACGUAAAGAUCGAAGCUGCAGUUGGAGCGGUAGACCACUGUGGAUGGAAGUUGCAGACGCAAGUAGGGUCAAGGUAACUGAUCUUACAUUUAAGGUACCCCACACCUUCGAAGUUCACUCCUACAAGCGGUUCACUGUUUGUCAGAUAUGUAAGAAGUUGCUCAAAGGUUUCAUUCGUCAGGGUAUGCAAUGCCGAGGUAACCAGUUUCGUCACCUGUAUUUUCUGUAUCUAUUAGCCUGCUUAAGCCAAGUGUAA
Messenger RNA from Enterobius vermicularis (human pinworm), 790 nucleotides. The record is from the annotation of a GenBank genome assembly. Lineage: Eukaryota; Metazoa; Nematoda; Chromadorea; Rhabditida; Oxyuridae.